Molecule: messenger RNA, 4917 nt
Organism: Trichomycterus rosablanca
Lineage: Eukaryota; Metazoa; Chordata; Actinopteri; Siluriformes; Trichomycteridae
Product: ephrin type-B receptor 3-like
Exons: 14
Coding region: 16-2796 (926 amino acids)
Biological process (GO): axon guidance; protein phosphorylation; ephrin receptor signaling pathway
Cellular component (GO): dendrite; plasma membrane
Molecular function (GO): ATP binding; transmembrane-ephrin receptor activity; protein binding
Source: RefSeq, a predicted model, not a curated record
GGGUACGACGAUGCCAUGAACCCCAUCAGGACGUACCAGGUGUGUAACGUCAUGGAGAUGAAUCAGAACAACUGGCUGAGGACGGAUUUCAUCCCCCGGAAGGACGUGCUGAGGGUCUACGUGGAGCUGAAGUUCACGGUUCGGGACUGUAACAGCAUUCCCAACAUCCCCGGCUCCUGCAAGGAGACCUUCAACCUCUUCUACUACGAGUCCGACUCCGACUCGGCCACCUCCACCAGCCCCUUCUGGAUGGAGAACCCGUACGUCAAAGUGGACACCAUCGCGCCCGACGAGAGCUUCUCCAUGCUGGAGUCGGGGCGGGUCAACGCCAAGAUCCGCAGCUUCGGCCCGCUCUCCAAAAGCGGCUUCUACCUGGCCUUCCAGGACCUGGGGGCGUGCAUGUCGCUCAUCUCCGUGCGAGUGUUCUAUAAGAAGUGCUCCACCGCCAUCGCCAACUUCGCCGUCUUCCCCGAGACUGCGACAGGCGCCGAAGCAACGUCUUUAGUGAUCGCCCCGGGGACGUGUGUCCCGAACGCGGUGGAACAGUCCGUCCCUCUGAAGCUGUACUGUAACGGGGACGGAGAGUGGAUGGUUCCUGUGGGCUCCUGCACCUGCAUGGCUGGGUUCGAACCGGCCAUUAAGGACUCGCAGUGUCAAGCCUGCAGUCCUGGACUGUUUAAGUGGAAGCAGGGGGACGGUGUGUGUAUGCCGUGUCCACCCAACAGUCGAUCCAUCUCCGCCGCCUCGUCCAUCUGCAGCUGCAGGAACGGGUUCUACCGCGCCGACAGUGACACGCCCGAUACCGCCUGCACCGCGCCCCCUUCAGCCCCCCGCAGCGUGAUCUCCAACGUGAACGAGACGUCUCUGGUGCUGGAGUGGAGCGAACCCAAGGAACUGGGCGGCCGCGACGACCUGCUGUAUAACGUCAUCUGUAAGAAGUGCGUGGCGGAGCGCGGGGCGUGCACGCGGUGCGACGAUAACGUGGACGUGUCGCCGCGUCACCUGGGCCUGACCGAGCGCCGCGUCACCAUCCGGAACCUGCAGGCGCACACGCAGUACAGCUUCGAGAUCCAGGCCGUCAACGGGGUGUCCAACAAGAACCCUUACCCGCCCCACUACAUCUCCGUCAACAUCACCACCAACCAGGCUGCUCCGUCAGCAGUUCCCUCUGUGUACCUGAUGGGGGCGUCGGCGAGCACCAUGAGUCUCUCCUGGCUUCCACCCAUGAACCCAAACGGAAUCAUUCUGGAUUAUGAGAUUAAAUAUCACGAGAAGGAUCAGGGGGAGGCCAUCUCACACACCAUGACGGCUCAGAGGAGUUCGGCGAGGAUCGAGGGGCUGAAGGCCGCCACCGCGUACGUGGUGCAGGUCCGAGCCCGAACGGUGGCUGGAUACGGUCGCUAUAGCAACCCAACCCACUUCAGCACCAACCACAACGUGGAUAUGGAGAAGUCUCUGCAGGAACAGUUGCCGUUGAUCGUGGGCUCAGCGACGGCCGGGCUCGUCUUCAUCAUCGCCGUGGUCGUCAUCGCCAUCGUCUGUCUCAAGAAACAGAGGAACGGCUCCGAGUCCGAGUACACCGAAAAACUCCAGCAGUACAUGAGCGCCGGGACCAAGGUCUACAUCGACCCCUUCACCUACGAGGACCCCAACGAAGCCAUACGAGAGUUCGCUAAAGAGAUCGACAUCUCCUGCGUGAAGAUCGAGGAGGUGAUCGGAGCAGGAGAAUUCGGAGAGGUGUGCAGGGGGCGUCUGAAGCUCCCCGGCCGGAGGGAGAUCAUCGUAGCCAUUAAGACUCUGAAGGUGGGCUACACGGAGAGACAGAGGCGGGACUUCCUGAGUGAGGCCAGCAUCAUGGGACAGUUCGACCAUCCCAACAUCAUCCGUCUGGAGGGCGUGGUCACCAAGAGCCGACCUGUCAUGAUCCUCACCGAAUUCAUGGAGAACGGAGCGCUGGACUCUUUCCUCCGGCUGAACGAUGGUCAGUUCACGGUGAUCCAGUUGGUGGGGAUGCUGCGCGGUAUAGCCAGCGGGAUGAAGUACCUGUGUGACAUGAACUACGUGCACCGCGACCUCGCCGCCCGCAACAUUUUGGUCAACAGUAACCUGGUGUGUAAGGUGUCCGACUUCGGCCUGUCCAGGUUCCUGGAGGACGAUCCCGCUGACCCCACCUACACCAGCUCAAUGGGAGGGAAGAUCCCCAUUCGCUGGACCGCGCCCGAAGCCAUCGCCUACAGGAAGUUCACCUCAUCCGGCGACGUGUGGAGUUACGGGAUCGUCAUGUGGGAAGUGAUGUCAUACGGCGAGCGCCCAUACUGGGACAUGAGCAACCAGGACGUCAUAAACGCGGUAGAGCAGGACUAUCGCUUACCCCCGCCCAUGGACUGUCCCACUGCGCUGCACCAGUUGAUGCUGGACUGUUGGGUGAAGGAGCGGAACCUCCGACCCAAAUUCUCUCAGAUCGUCAACACGCUGGAUAAACUCAUCCGCAACGCCGCCAGCCUGAAGGUGGUGGCUAACACGCCCUGCGGGGCGUCGCAGCCGCUGUUGGACCGCAGCGUACCCGAUUACUCCACCUUCACCACCGUGUGCGACUGGCUCGACGCCAUCAAGAUGAGCCGCUACAGAGAGAACUUCCUGAACGCCGGCUUCGCCUCCUUCGACCUCGUGGCCCAGAUGACCUCAGAGGAUCUGCUGAGGAUAGGCGUGACUCUCGCCGGCCACCAGAAGAAGAUUUUGAGCAGCAUUCAGGACAUGAGACUGCAGAUGAACCAAACUUUACCUGUGCAGGUGUGAAACUGGAAAUGGGCGGGGGAAGUUUUCUGCCUAGCUGCCUGACCAACCGGAAUUAAAACUCAGCUCACGGUGCCUCAGACCAUCGACGACCGUCCCCGCGCGCCCCACUCCCCGUUCCCUCUAUGCCACGGUGCAUUAUGGGUAUUUUGUCUACCUUUAUAUGGACGCCAGCCUGCUGCAGUGCAUUGUGGGAUUUCAGAGUGCACUACGCCCUUGGAUGAAGUAGUGCCCUUAGUAGUGAACAUUUAGGCCAGACGUUUGUUACAGUUAUUUUAUAGAUUUUUUAUUGGAACUCCGUCUGCAUGUGUGUUUUUAUUUCUUCUUUCUUCCUGCGAUGAGGUCAGCUGGGACACGCCCACUUUUUUCUGAGCCUCGUCACUUCCUCCCGUGAUGGACGCUGAACACUAGGAGGAGGAACGGACCCCGCUUGUGGAUUUGGACUAAACAAACGAGGAACGGAGACGAGAUGGGACAGAAAACUGAUUUAUUUAGUACUAGGAGUUUUAUUUUGUACGAAUGUGUGUGUGUGUGUGUGUGUGUGUGUGUGUGUGUGUUGCAUCUUCAUAUUGAAGGUGCAUUAGUGCAAGAGUUGACAAACAGUCAGAUGAUCAGAAUCAGAACUCACAGCCACAGUUUUCAUUUUGAGUUUAUUUAUGUUCCAGUCCUGGUUCUGUGCACGCUUUUCCACUUUCCCAUCAUCUGGACUGAGAUUAGAUUACCCAGAAUGCACUGCUGCAGUGUAAUCUAUUAAUAUAGAAGCAAUAAACCCUUUUGUAUCUCGAGCUCUUAGUGUGGACUGUGUUCAGAUUUGCUUUUUCUUCACCUGUACAAUAAACACGACCUGUGCUCCUCGGUUCUUUCAUUUAGAAGUGUUCUGAUUGGCUAAGCCUGUGAGGAAAAUGCGACCACGCCCGCUUCUGCAUUCUCGGCUGCGACUUCGGUUUCUGUAUGUGGACGGGGUUACGACUGUUAAUUCAAAACGUAUGAAAAUAUUACAGGUUACAGACAGUGAAUUUAAUCUUGGGAGACGUCCUGCAUCAUUAGGGUGGGCUAUACUGCUGUAUGAGAUCAGCAAGAAAUCCAGGAGCUGAACAAUUGACUUUUUUUCUGUAUUCGGGCGUCGCCACAGCAGAUCUGGUCCUCAUACCAGAUUUGGCACAGUUUUAUGCCGGAUGCCCUUCUUGAAGCAACCCGGUUAUUUUUAUCCUCUCUACCAUCCUUGGACGUUAGCCAAUUAGCCAAACAUGCCGAAAGCGCUGCUGAAUUUUCAACCCUGGAUCCCCAGAUCUUAGCAGUAGCGGGCUAGCGUACUUUACCGCGACACUCCCCAAGCAUCCAAAAUGCUAGUCUGAAACGUUGAAGGUUUUUUUACUCGUAGCUUGCUGAUUGUGCUGAAACGCAAUCCUUCAAUUAUUAAACGUGACUGAAUCCCUGCAGGAAGAACAGAACUUCAUUCAUUCAUUCAUUUAAGAGUUUAUUUAUGGCCGUCCAUUACGUUAGGACUGUUAGAACCAUAAACACUACAGACUGGCCUUGUCCUGAGCCCGAGUGUGUGUGUGUGUGUGUGUGUUAGUUAAUUAAACGUAUAAAUAUGCACAUUAAUACUGUACAAUACUGCUUUAGCUCCAGUCGGGGAUUAAACAUCGCAUGUGUCGAGAAGCAAUUAUAUUUCAAUCAGCUGUAAUUCUGUGGACGAUUAUUAAGGACUGUUUUUAUAAAUGAAAUGCAUUUUAUAGAAAUCUGAAUUAUUAUUAUAAAUAAAUAAAUAAAUGCGUAUGCGGCGUGUGUAUGAAACCUGCGUACGCGUUAUAGAAGUGGAGAUAGAUAUUGCUGAUAUGCAAUAUAAAUAUGCAUCAUUCACAGACUGAACUGAAACGUUCUGGGGUUUUAUCAUCUUUAUCAUCUUUUUUCUGUUGGAUUGUUGAGCUCAUGCUAUUUAUUACUUCAUUCCCCUGAAAUCUUCUCCGUGAAGAUGAGGAUGGACGACCGAACAGAAGAACCCACCAGCCCUGAACCCACCGGCCCUGAACCCAUGUCCAUUCUGAAAUGUUAAUGUUGUUGUUCUAAACAGCCUGCUCAUGUUUUGUAACACAAAUUACCAUAUAAAUAACGUGAAAUGGG